UGAGAUUCAAAACAUUUACAUUUAAACAAACAGUAGUCAGCAACCUAAAACAAACACACACCAUCAGCGCGGAGGAAGAUUUCACCGAUAGAUCUUUUGACAGGUGCGUCAUGGACGAACCCGACAAACAACCGGAUAACCUGACCAAGCGGUCCAACACAACGAGAAAAACCGACUCAUAAACGGAUACCGAGGACCUACUCACACCCGACAUGCAGACUCACUUUAUGAAGGACCGCGGGGUCGAUGCCACUUCACAGACUGCAAACACCAGACCAGCAGACAUGCUAACAGUCCCAGAUCUGAUCAGGAAGAAGAGGGAUGGAGGACAGUUAAGUGAUGACGAGAUCAAAGCCUUCAUCCAGGCCGUUAAAGAGAAAACCAUUCAGGACUCUCAGAUAGGGGCCAUGCUGAUGGCUAUUUGGCUGAAUGGGAUGGUCUCCGCGGAGAUUAAGGCCCUGACCCGAGAGAUGAUGUCAUCGGGAGAAGUGAUGGAAUGGCCCGAUGAGUGGAAAAAUUUCAUGGUGGACAAACACUCGACUGGCGGGGUGGGAGAUAAAGUCAGUCUGGUGUUAGCGCCAGCGCUAGCUGCCUGCGGCUGUAAGGUUCCUAUGAUCAGUGGGCGGGGCUUGGCUCAUACAGGAGGAACUCUGGAUAAACUGGAAUCAAUUCCAGGAUUCAAAGUGGAGCAAUCAAGAGAGCAGAUCCUGGAGAUCCUGGACUCAGUGGGCUGUUGCAUUGUGGGUCAGACAGAGACUUUGGUUCCUGCAGAUCGAGUCCUGUACGCUCUGCGAGACAUCACCGGCACUGUGGACAGUUUACCUCUCAUUACUAGUUCGAUCAUCUCAAAGAAAGGAGCCGAGUCUCUGUCUGCUUUGGUGCUGGAUGUCAAGUUUGGACGAGCUGCUAUGUGCAAAGACCUGGAAAGUGCUACAGAACUAGCUCAGAUGCUAGUGGAGGCAGGAAAUGGUCUGGGCAUACGUACAGCAGCCGUGCUCAGCGGCAUGAACGGUUCGAUCGGUCGAUGUGUGGGAAACAGCGUGGAGGUGAUCGAAUCUCUGGAGACGCUGAAGGGAAACGGACCCGAUGACCUGAUGGAGCUGGUCACGACUCAGGGCGGGUUGUUGCUCGUGAUGACUGGUCUGGUGUCUGACCUAUCAGAGGGCAGAAAGCAGAUUUCCGAAGCUGUGGUUGGUGGAGCAGCGCUGUCAAAGUUCCAGGCCAUGAUGGAGGCUCAGGGCGUGAACAGCGACACAGCUCAGCGGUUGUGCACCACCAACACAGAUUAUUACAGCAUCCUGAGAAAAGCGAAGCAUCAGCUGGAACUGAAGGCUCCUGCGGACGGUAUCGUUUUGGAGAUUGACGGUUUGGUUUUAGCUCAGGUGCUUCACAGAUUGGGUGCGGGACGAUCAAAGGCUGGAGAGCCUGUCAAUCACAGCGUGGGGGCGGUGCUGCUGGUGUCUAUAGGUCAGAGGGUCACAAAAGGCGUCUCGUGGCUGCGGCUCCAUUAUGAGGAUCCGGCGCUGACCCCAGACCAGAGGAAUCACCUGGAGAGCGCCCUGACUGUGGGAACAGACAAAAAAAUACAAACACAACAGAAACGCACUUUGGUGGAAAAGAUACUACCUAAGAAAUACGCAUAUUAAUACUUUUAAGUUGUAGAGUUUAAGGAUGCGCAGUGUUGAGCACGCAGCUGAUCUUUUAAUCGGCUCAGCAGGAAGCGGCAGCAUCAGAGACUGACGGACCGGUGAGGUCAUGGCAGCAGCAUUCACAUUGUUCCUACAGGCAGAUUAAACUUGUUACCUCAGUUUAUCUGGUCUUCAGGUGAUUUUAUCCGGUCUUCAGGUGAUUUUAUCCAGCUGUUUUUAACCAUUAAGCUUUCCUCACCAUGGCCCUCACGUAAAACUUCAGUAUUUAUCGAUCUGUCACUUCAUUGAUAUCAGUGUUACUCACACCUUUAGUGUUCGCGCCAUCUUUUCACCAUCUAUUUCCUCCCCGCUCUCAGACGUGUGACUGAUGUAAGGAUUCAUUUAGAAUUGUCAUGUUAUUGCUGGCUCUGCAGAUCUUUCAUUUAAAUAAAAAUCGCUUCUUGAAGAACUGAA
Molecule: messenger RNA, 2102 nt
Organism: Oreochromis aureus
Lineage: Eukaryota; Metazoa; Chordata; Actinopteri; Cichliformes; Cichlidae
Product: thymidine phosphorylase
Exons: 11
Coding region: 213-1646 (477 amino acids)
Biological process (GO): pyrimidine nucleoside metabolic process; pyrimidine nucleobase metabolic process
Cellular component (GO): cytosol
Molecular function (GO): 1,4-alpha-oligoglucan phosphorylase activity; pyrimidine-nucleoside phosphorylase activity
Source: RefSeq, a predicted model, not a curated record